Molecule: messenger RNA, 1066 nt
Organism: Pyrus x bretschneideri (Chinese white pear)
Lineage: Eukaryota; Viridiplantae; Streptophyta; Magnoliopsida; Rosales; Rosaceae
Product: peptidyl-prolyl cis-trans isomerase CYP28, chloroplastic
Exons: 2
Coding region: 16-906 (296 amino acids)
Biological process (GO): protein peptidyl-prolyl isomerization
Cellular component (GO): chloroplast
Molecular function (GO): peptidyl-prolyl cis-trans isomerase activity
Source: RefSeq, a predicted model, not a curated record
AACCCAACCGACCUAAUGGGCUGCUCCGUAACUCCACCACUAGGUCCACCACCUCUUCUCUCCCGCCACCACCGCCAAAACCCGAACCCCAUUACCCACCUGACCCGACGCUCCCUCCUCCUCUCUACCCCUCUCUCCUUAACCCUCAAACCCCCACCCUCCUCCGCCUCUCCCCCUCCUCCCCCGCCGCCCGACACCACCAUCACCGACCGCGUCUUCAUGGACUUCAGCCUCUGCCCCACCUACUUCCGCCCAUUGUCCUCGCCCGACCCGAAACCCAAUCUCUGCCCCGACUCCAUCCCACUCGGCCGGCUCGUCCUCGGCCUCUAUGGCCACCUCGUCCCCCUCACCGUCGCCAAUUUCAAGUCCAUGUGCACCUCCUCCGCCUACAAGGGCACUCUCGUCCACAAGCUUUUCCCGGGCCAAUUCUUCCUCGCCGGCCAUCAGGGCGACAAGCCCGGAGACGUCCGCCGACCCUCCGGCCUUGCCCGGAACACCGAGACCGUCGAUUCAAAAUCCUUCGCUCUCACCCACUCCCGCCCCGGCCUCCUCUCCCUCAACCUCUCCGAGAACGACGACGAGGACGACAUCAAGCUGGACCCGGAAUACCGAAAUGUCGAAUUCUUGAUCACCACCGGACCCGGACCCUGCCCCGACCUCGAUUACAAGAACAUCGUCUUCGGCUCGGUGCUCGAAGGUAUGGAUGUUGUGACGGCCAUAGCUGCCAUACCAACGUUCAGGCCCUCGGAGAAGAUACAGCAAUUCAAUGAUUUUGCAGAGUUUUUGGGGGACGAGAGAGCUGGGAAUGCUCGGGCUCUGUGGAAUAAGCCUCUCAAAACCAUUUAUAUCAGUGAUUGCGGUGAGCUCAAGGUGGCAAAACCUUCCCUUUCUCCUAGCCUUCCUUGAUCAUUUAUGUACAUUGCAUUUGCAUAUAAUAUAUGUAACUGUUAGUAUUGUUCAGUUCACUGAUUCAAUAUUUUUUUAUAAUUGUAUCUAAAUCUUGUGUUUGCGAAGAUUUUGUAAUGAGAACAUACAGCUUCUUAAGUUGUUUAGCAUGCUUCGUGCA